This is a messenger RNA of Halteromyces radiatus, 2990 nucleotides long. RefSeq names its product transcription factor S-II, central domain-containing protein. Lineage: Eukaryota; Fungi; Mucoromycota; Mucoromycetes; Mucorales; Cunninghamellaceae. Gene Ontology annotation, biological process: DNA-templated transcription. The record is from RefSeq and is a predicted model, not a curated record. Bases 75 to 2990 code for a protein of 971 amino acids. The transcript has 4 exons. Gene Ontology annotation, cellular component: nucleus.
CAUUUUUUCUUCCCAUACUUUUCUUUCUUUUCCUCUUAUAUUAUUUUUUUUUUUCUUUUUUUCCUUUUUCUUCAAUGGAUAUUGAUGAUUAUUUGAAUCUUCAAUCCCACUCAGAUGGUUCAACCCAGGAACUACAAGAUAUUACGUCUCCCACUCAUGAAAAUAGUAAUAAUAAUAAUAAUAACAAUAACACGAUUAAUUCUACACCAACAACAACAACAACAACAUUUCCUUUGGUUCCUACCUCAUCUUCUACAUGUUGGAAUGACUCUCUAACUCUGGAUACUUCUGAACAGGAUGAUACCCGAUUAUUUGAUAAACCGUUACCGAAUAUGGAUCAAUUUCUUUUUGCUUUUGGUGACAAUGCAACUAAUACUGCGGUUAACUCUGAUGGUUCUCCCAACUGGCAUCUUUUGACACAAUCUCAACAACAACAACAAGAUCCUUCCAUUACACAAAUGCCUUUGAACAGUUUAUCUUCCAAUAACUUACCUGAUUUCUUGGCUCCCCAUUUCCUUACUUUGACAUCAACUCCAAUGACGACGACUUGUCCUGAUACGAUAAACGCGACCAUGGUGGAAAAUAACAAACAACAAACAACUUUACAACCAGCUACAACCUCGAUAGAAUCCCAUCCAGUGGAAAAUGAAGGAAUGGUGACACGAUCUAAACGACUACGUACAGAUAGCAAAUCAUCUGGAGAUGCAACUGUGGUACAAAAGCAACAAUCAUCACCAACGCCAGAUCCUCCACCUCCUGCACGAAAGAAACGUGGUAAAAAGUUGUAUUGUAUAUGUCAACAACCUUAUGAUGGUCAACCUAUGGUUCAAUGUGAUGAAUGUCAAGAAUGGUUUCAUUGUAGCUGUGUGAACUUGGAUGCUGACGAAAUAGAAAAUGUGGAUUGGAUAUGUGACAAGUGCAAAUCAGAUGAAACCCAUUCAAAUCGCUCAAACACCCCAAUGGAACCAGAUGAAACUAAGACAAAAACACGAAAUGCUCGACAUCAAAACAAAUGUUUAUUAUCGUCAUGUAACAAUCAAACUCGGGCUGAUUCCUACUGUAGUGAUGUCUGUGCUCGUUUAGCAACUGCUCCUCAUUCCUCCAACAAGUCUAGUACAAGAUCAGUACCGACAAAGCGACAAAGACCAACAGACAGUGAAUCCUCCAAAAGCGAUAUUGAAGUAACAACAGCAAUACCAGUUACAUCCAUUAAACCGAAAAAAGAAUCAAAAGCAAUGGUAAUGGAUCCCAUCCGCAAAAAUGUGGUCAAGAAUCUUACAACAACAAUGACUCCCAUCCUUGAUGAAAUAACUGAUCAACUACCGGAAGAACUGGCUCAACAAGUAUCAAAUGAUCCUAUGAAAGCUUCUGAAUCUUUGGCAUGCAAGAUCGAAGGGGCCCUCUAUGAUUAUCUUGGUGAAAAGGAACCUCAUGGUGACACGAAAGUGUGUGGAUCACGUUACAAGAAUAAGGUACGAUCACUGUUAUACAACCUCAAGGAUAAGGCAAAUCAAGACUUUCAAAUUCGUGUGGUGAGUGGGGAUUUGACGGUGGAACAGCUUGCACAAAUGUCGUCAGAAGAUAUGGCCAACCCUGAAUUACGAUCCAUGUCAGAAUCCUUACGUGAAAAAAGUAUCAAGAACUCUGUCCUCAAGAUUGAAAAUAUGCCCAUCAUCAAAAAGACACAUAAAGGUGAUAUUAUCAUGAUUCCCAGGAAGGAUGAAUCCUCUUCUUCUCAAUCCAAUCAACGACAAGAGUCAUCUUUAACACCAACAGCAAAUGCACUUCCGAAACUAACAACAGCAGGGAUCAACGUGGAGAAAACUGACACUCAUCAAACCGGAAACAUAGAUAGUUUACCUACAUCAGCGAAAUCAUCUACACCUCCUACACCACAAUCCGCAACUAGUCAUGCUCCUUUGGCAAAAGAUGCUAUGGAUGCUAUAUGGAAACAAAUAGGUAUUGAUGCAAAUGGAUCACAACAAAAAGAACACGAAGCAACAACAAAAAAAUCAUCGGUGGAUUUGGAAGCUUUACUUGGUGAUGAAGAGAACGACGAACAAUUAUAUGCUGGUGAUGAAGAUAAUGAUAUGGAAAAUAACAAUAGUACAUCAGUAUCAACAACAAUAGCUACUAUUUGGGAUGGACGCGUGGAAAUGCCAGAUGUAUGUUCUUUUGAUGCUACAGCUCUACAAAUUGGGGGACGAAAACUAACCAAAGAAGAAUGGCAAGAUAUACUACCAUCUACUAUGUAUAUUGAAGGUCGACUUCGAGUAGACAGUGCUACCAAAUACGUAUCAAGUCUGAAGCAAUCUACCAGUCGGGAAAUUGUACUAUUGCGAGUGGAAUGUCAAACGUCAUCUUCUUCAUCGAAUGAACGGCAUAUGCAAACCUUACUCAAUUACUUCGAAUCUCGAAAAAGAUAUGGUGUGGUGGGACAUAACAAGACGAAAAUCAAGGACUUUUAUUUAUUACCUCUAUACAAGGAUGAAAAAAUACCUGAUUUUCUUUCCGCGGUUAUACCUAUGGAUGAUCAAGAAAAGAAAUUUGAUACUGAUAUCUUUUUAGCUGUCUUGGUCAUUGGAAAACAUCAUCAACAACAAUCGGCAUCCGCUACACCUUCAAACCAGUGGCAACAAGAACAGCAUCAACAACAGUCAUCAUCUACAUCGACUUCUCAUCAUUGGCAACAACAACGUCAGUAUCAACGUUCAGUACCUGUUCCUAACCAGUGGCAACAAUAUCAUCAUCAUGAACCUACUUCUAAUCAAUGGCGUCAACAUCAUCAACAGCAACAUCAACCUAACCUUCAACAUUCCAUUCCCUCCACCUUGUCAUCAUCAUCAUCAACAUCAACAUCAACAUUUGUAAACAACAAUCAUGUUAAUCAGUUACCCUACCAUCAGCAACAACAACAACAACAACAACAGCAACAACAACAACAUUAUUCUUUUUAUUACCCAUCUCAUCCACCUUAUUAUCCUGGAUGA